AUGGCUGCACAGCCCCAGCAAGGUGCUGGCUACCCGACACAACCUCAGCAUGCCAACAACCCGUUUUACGCCCCUGAGGGCAACUCGCCUCUGGAAGGCAACGGAUUCGCACAAAACUAUCGCACCGAUGCCGGCAUGAACGAUGCAUCGGGUAUGUACGACGGCGAUGAAUACGACGGCCAGACGUACAAGGCCGACUCGUACAGCGCCGACUCGCGCAUGUACGGGAACGGCCAGGCGCCCCAAGGCGCCUACCAGCAAGCGCCUCCGGCGGCCUCCUACCGCGAAUCGGUGGCUGCUGUGCGUCAACGCGAGCCGUAUCCGGCGUGGACGGCCGACAAGAACAUCCCGUUGUCGAAGGAAGAAAUCGAAGACGUGUUCAUCGAUCUGGCGAACAAGUUCGGUUUCCAGCGCGAUAACAUGCGUAACAUGUACGAUCAUCUGAUGAUCUUGCUCGACUCGCGUGCGAGCCGUAUGCGGCCGGCGCAGGCCCUGCUUACGCUGCACGCCGACUACAUCGGUGGCGAACACGCCAACUACCGCAAGUGGUACUUUGCCGCGCAGCUCGAUCUCGACGAUGCGAUCGGCAAGGCGCAGAAUCCGGGUCUUGCGCGUGCAGCGAGCAUUGCCAACCGCUCGGGCCAGCCCAAGAGCGGCCCGGCCAAGCUCCUCGGCUCCAAGUCGCUCGAUCAGGCGCAGGGCCGAUGGCGCGAUGCCAUGUUCCGCAUGAGCGACUACGACCGUGUGCGCCAGAUUGCACUCUACCUCAUGUGCUGGGGUGAGGGCAGUCAGCUGCGUUUCGUGCCCGAGUGUCUGUGCUUCAUCUUCAAGUGCGCGGACGACUACUAUCGCUCGCCCGAGUGCCAGAACCGUAUGGAGCCGGUCCCCGAGGGCCUGUACCUGCACUCGGUUGUCAAGCCGCUCUACCGCUUCUUGCGUGAUCAGGUGUUCGAAGUGGUGGACGGCAAGUUCAUCAAGAAGGAACGCGACCACGACCGCACGAUCGGUUACGAUGACGUGAACCAGCUGUUCUGGUACCCCGAGGGUAUCGAGCGCAUCACGCUCAACGAUCGCUCGCGCCUGGUGGACGUGCCGCCGCAGCAGCGCUUUAUGAAGUUCGACAAGAUCGACUGGAACAAGGCGUUCUUCAAGACGUACAAGGAAACGCGUUCGUUCCUGCAUAUCCUCGUCAACUUCAACCGUGUGUGGAUCUUCCACAUUUCGCUGUACUGGUACUUUAUGGCCUACAAUGCGCCCAAGGCCUAUGAGACGGGCCAGCCCUCGCAGGCUGAAAUGCUCAGUGCCUCGGCGCUGGGCGGUGCCGUGUCUUCCUUUCUGAUGAUCCUCGCUACGCUUGCUGAAAUUACCUACCUUCCCACCAGCUGGAACAACACCAACCACUUGAUUCGUCGUUUGGUCUUUAUGGGCGUGUGUCUUGGUGUGACGAUCGCUCCGGCCGUAUACAUCUUUGGCUUCAACAGGGGCACGGGAAACAGCAAGCACAUGAACCACAUUGCCUAUAUUAUCGCGAUCGUGCACAUGUGUGUUUCGUGUGUGAUUACGGCAUUCUUCUCGCUCGUCCCGUCCGGCCGCCUGUUUGGCGACCGUGUGGCUGGCCGCAAGCGCAAGUACCUGGCGAACCAGACCUUUACUGCAUCGUUUGCCAAGAUACCUACGAACCGCCGCUUCUUCUCGAUUCUGCUCUGGGUGCUCGUGUUCGGCUGCAAGCUGACGGAAAGCUACUUCUUCCUGACGCUCUCGCUGCGUGAUCCGUUCGGUGUGCUCGUGACGAUGCGUGUGCAGGACUGCCACGACCGUUACUUUGGCACCGUGCUUUGCUCACUGCAGCCGGCCUUUACGCUUGCGGCGAUCAUGAUCAUGGACCUGUGCCUGUUCUUCCUUGAUACCUUCCUGUGGUACGUUGUCUGGUCCACCGUCUUCUCGCUCGGCUGGGCCUUCUCGAUGGGUCUGUCGGUCUGGACGCCGUGGUCGGACAUCUUCCAGCGUCUGCCCAAGCGCAUCUACUCGAAGCUGCUUGCUACGCAGGACAUGGAGGUCAAGUACAAGCCCAAGGUGCUUGUCUCGCAGGUGUGGAACGCCAUCAUCAUCUCGAUGUACCGUGAGCAUCUCCUGUCGAUCGACCACGUCCAGCGCCUCCUGUACCAUCAGGCUCCGGCCGAGGAUGCGCCGUACAAGCGCACGCUCCGUGCCCCGCCGUUCUUCCUGAACCAGAUGGAUUCGGGCCCCAAGCCCGAGUUCUUCCCCAAGGGUUCCGAGGCCGAGCGUCGUAUCAGCUUCUUUGCGCAGUCGCUCACGACCGCCAUCCCCGAGCCACUGCCUGUGGACGCGAUGCCCACCUUUUCCGUGCUUACACCGCACUACAGCGAAAAGAUUCUUCUUUCGCUGCGUGAGAUUAUUCGCGAGGAGGACCAGAACACGCGUGUGACGCUGCUCGAGUACCUCAAGCAGCUGCACCCGGUCGAGUGGGACAACUUCGUGAAGGACACCAAGAUUCUUGCGGAGGAGACGAGUGGCUUCCCCGGUGCACCGCCCUUUGGUCUGGAAGACGAGAAGGCGGCGGGCAAGGGUGCCAAGACGGAUGACCUGCCCUUCUACUGCAUUGGUUUCAAGUCGGCCGCGCCCGAGUACACGCUGCGUACGCGUAUUUGGUCGUCGCUGCGUGCGCAGACCCUCUACCGUACCGUGUCUGGUUUCAUGAACUACAACAAGGCCAUCAAACUGCUUUACCGUGUCGAGAACCCCGAGGUGGUGCAGCUCUUUGGUGGUAACACGGAGCGUCUGGAGCGUGAGCUGGAGCGCAUGAGCCGUCGCAAGUUCAAGUUUGUGAUCUCUAUGCAGCGCUACUCGCGUUUCAACAAGGAGGAAAUCGAGAACACGGAGUUCUUGCUGCGUGCCUACCCCGAUCUGCUGAUUGCCUACCUGGACGAGGAGCCGUCGCGCAAGGAAGGUGGUGAGUCGCGCUGGUUCUCUGCGCUUGUCGAUGGUCACUCGGAGAUGCUUCCGAGCGGCCGCCGCCGCCCCAAGUUCCGCAUCGAGCUGCCGGGUAACCCGAUUCUCGGUGACGGUAAGGCCGACAACCAGAACCACGCGAUCAUCUUCACGCGUGGCGAGUACCUCCAGCUGAUUGACGCCAACCAGGACAACUACCUGGAAGAGUGUCUCAAGAUCCGCAAUGUCCUGGCCGAAUUCGAAGCGAUCGACACCCCGAGCGAGAACCCCUACGGUCCUCACUACCGCGAGUUUGAAAAGGCCAAGGUCGCCAUUGUUGGUUCGAGGGAGUACAUUUUCUCGGAGAACAUUGGUAUCCUUGGUGACGUUGCUGCCGGUAAGGAGCAGACGUUCGGUACGCUCGCUGGUCGUGGUCUCGCACAGAUUGGCGGCAAGUUCCACUACGGCCACCCCGACUUUUUGAACUCGACGUACAUGACGACGCGUGGCGGUGUCUCCAAGGCGCAGAAGGGUCUGCAUCUGAACGAGGAUAUCUACGCUGGUAUUAUGGUCUUCUGCCGUGGCGCUCGCAUUAAGCACUGCGAGUACUACCAGUGUGGUAAGGGUCGUGACCUUGGUUUCGGUACCAUUCUCAACUUCAUUACCAAGUUGGGUAACGGUAUGGGUGAGCAGAUUCUCUCGCGUGAGUACUACUACCUCGGUACGCAGCUCCCGGUGGAUCGCUUCCUUACGUUCUACUAUGGUCACCCCGGUUUCCACAUCAACAACAUCAUGGUCAUCUUUGCGGUGCACAUGUUCAUGUUUGCGCUGAUGUUCAUCGGUUCGCUCUACUCCUCGCUCGAAGUGUGCCCCGACACGGGCAGUGAGUUCAUUCUUGGCUCGGGCACUUGCUACUACCUGAACCCCGUCAUCUACUGGGUGCAACGUACGGUCAUCAGUAUUCUGUUGGUGUUCAUGAUCGCCUUCCUGCCGCUCUUCCUGCAAGAGCUGUCGGAGCGUGGUGCGAUCUCUGCGUUUGUGCGUCUCUUUAAGCAGUUCGCUUCGCUCAGCCCGCUGUUUGAGAUCUUCACGACGCAGAUCUACUCGCACUCGAUCAUUACCAACUUGACGUUUGGUGGUGCCCGCUACAUUGCCACUGGCCGUGGUUUCGCCACUACUCGCCAGACCUUCGCCCUACUCUACAGCCGUUUCGCCGGUCCGUCGAUCUACUCGGGUAUGCGCGCAUUGCUCAUGUGCUUCUACGCGACGCUCGCCGUGUGGAUGCCCCAUCUGAUCUACUUCUGGAUCAGCUUGGUUGCGCUGUGUGUCGCUCCGUUCCUGUUCAACCCCCACGAGUUCUCGUUCUCGGACUUCGUCAUCGACUACCGCGAAUUCCUGCGCUGGAUGGCGCGUGGUAACAGCCGCUCGCACGCCAACUCGUGGAUCGGUUACUGUCGUCUGAGCCGUACGCGCAUCACGGGCUUCAAGAAGAAGCGCCUGGGUCACCCUUCGGAGAAGCUGACCAACGAUGUUCCGCGCGCUGGUCUGAAGACGAUUGUGAUGCACGAGGUCAUUGUGCCGAUCUGCAUUGCGGUCAUUUUCUCGGUGUGCUACUGCUUCGUGAAAAGCUUCCCCGCCCUGCCCGACUCGGACGCGCGCCGUGGCGACGUUCAGGGCGGUAUUGUGCGCCUGGCCAUCAUCUCGCUCGUGCCGAUCGCCUGGAAUGCCGCCGUGCUUCUGGUGCUGUUCCUGACGAGUCUGUUCUUCGGCCCCGCGCUCAACUCGUGCUGCGCCAAGUUCGGCAGUGUGAUUGCCGCGAUUGCCCAUCUCCUCUCUGUUGCCGGUAUUCUCGCCAUCUUCGAGUUCCUGUGGUACAUUGAGUACUACAACACGGCCAACACGGUCUUGGGUAUUCUUGCGAUGAUUGCGAUUCAGCGCGCUAUUUUCAAGAUCCUCAUCGCCCUGGUCAUCUCGCGUGAGCUGAAGCACGACGAGACGAACCGUGCGUGGUGGACGGGUCGCUGGUACGGCCGUGGCCUCGGUGGCCACGCCUUCAGCCAGCCGGCGCGUGAAUACAUCGUCAAGAUUAUCGAGAUGUCGCUCUUCUCGGCAGACUUCAUCACGGCUCAUCUGCUGCUCUUUGCGCUGUCGAUCCCGUUGCUGGUGCCGUACGUGGACCGCUUCCACUCUACGGCGCUCUUCUGGCUGCGUCCUUCGAAGCAGAUCCAUGCACCGAUCUACUCGCUCCGCCAGCGCGCGCAGCGUCGCUCGAUCGUGAUGCGCUACUCGGUCGUGUUUGUCUUUGCCUGGGUGGUGUUCCUGGCCCUGAUUCUGGUGCCGAUCAUCAUCGCCUCGACGGUGAACGCAGACACGAAGGACACCAUGUGCUCCUUCUGCUCGACGCUCUAA
Molecule: messenger RNA, 5358 nt
Organism: Malassezia japonica
Lineage: Eukaryota; Fungi; Basidiomycota; Malasseziomycetes; Malasseziales; Malasseziaceae
Gene: GSL2
Product: 1,3-beta-glucan synthase
Exons: 1
Coding region: 1-5358 (1785 amino acids)
Biological process (GO): (1->3)-beta-D-glucan biosynthetic process; fungal-type cell wall polysaccharide biosynthetic process
Cellular component (GO): plasma membrane; 1,3-beta-D-glucan synthase complex
Molecular function (GO): 1,3-beta-D-glucan synthase activity
Source: RefSeq, a predicted model, not a curated record